CUUUCUUCUACAUACAUAGAGAGAUGCUUCAGAGGCCAAUUUAGAAAUGUCUCAGUGUAACUUGGAGGAUAUUUAAGAUACAGAAGAAGAGUCUGAGUUGCAUGGAUUUAUUUUGGUAAAUAAAGUUUUAGCUGAGACAGCUGUGUUAUUUGCCAAAUACUUGGAGUGUGGAUUGGUGACAAUUUUGCUUUGCAUGUAAACUGCGGAGUUCGUUUUUUUUAUUUUUUUUUAUGUCAGUUUGUGAUGAAGCUGGGGGACUGGCGGGAGAAUAAAAAUAUCUGAUUAAUGGGGUGACUUUACGUGGAACAGCAUGUCUGGGCGAAGCGUUAGGCUAAAGCCAGUACCCAUCCAGAGUCUCUCCGAGCUGGAAAGAGUGAGACUGCAGGAGGUGGCAUUCAAUCGUCUGCUGCAGGACUAUGACCUGGGCUGCCAGAUAACUAUCCCCAGAGAUGGGCAAAAACGCAAGAAAUCAUUGAGGAGGAAGCUUGAUUCCUUAGCCAAAGAGAAGAAAGACAAAGAAUUUGUGCCUCAAGCUUUUGGCAUGCCGCUGUCCCAGGUGAUAACUAAUGACAGGACCCACAAACAAAAACAGGACUCCCAGAAAGAAGAACAGAAAGAAUCCCCUGAUCUGGUGACCUCCAUCUUACAGUUUGGAUUGAAGAGGCAAAACAAAGAACUCUCAAGCAGUAACUCAUCUCUCAGCUCCACAUCGGAAACGCCUAACGAGUCCACCUUGCCUAAUACACCUGAGGCAGCCCCUCGGACACGCAGACGGGGUGGAAUGUCUGUGGAUUCUAUCACAGACCUGGAUGACAGUCAGUCUCGACUGCUGGAAGCCCUGCAGCUCUCCCUGCCAGCAGAGGCUCAGAGCAAGAAGGAGAAGCAGAGGGACAAGAAGCUCAGCCUCAACCCCAUUUACAGACAGGUUCCCAGGCUAGUGGAUAGCUGCUGUCAGUAUCUGGAAAAAUACGGUCUUCAGACGGUAGGAAUAUUCAGAGUAGGAAGUUCAAAGAAGAGAGUGAGACAGCUCCGAGCGGAGUUUGACAGCGGAGUGGAUGUGCUGCUUGAUGAGGAGCAGAGUGUUCAUGACAUCGCCGCCCUGCUGAAGGAAUUCCUGAGAGACAUUCCCGACCCUCUCCUCACCAGAGAGCUCUACUCUGCCUUCAUCAACACUGUCUUGAUGGAAUCAGAUGAGCAGCAAAAUGCCUUGCAGCUACUCAUCUACCUUCUACCUCCCUGUAACUGUGACACUCUGCACAGACUCCUGAAGUUCCUGUCCACAGUGGCCAGUCACGCUGAAGAUAACUACGACAAGGAUGGCCAAGAGAUCACAGGGAACAAAAUGACAUCUCUGAAUUUGGCCACAAUAUUCGGCCCUAACCUCCUGCACAAGCAGAAAAGCACAGACAAAGAGUUCUCAGUGCAGAGCUCAGCUCGGGCCGAGGAGAGCACGGCCAUUAUUGGAGUCGUUCAGAGGAUGAUACAGACCUACGAGGCACUUUUCAUGGUCCCCCCCGAUCUUCAAAAUGAGGUGCUAAUGAGCUUAUUGGAGACUGACCCAGAUGUAGUUGACUAUCUGCUGCGUAGAAAAGCUUCACAAUCAUCAAUCCCUGAUCUGAUGAGGUCAGAUGGGUCUUUUACCCUGGGAGAGAGACACCCCUCCACAGACUCGAAAGCAUCGAGUGGGGAAGUGUCUCCCUAUGACAAUAACUCGCCGGUACUAUCAGAAAGAUUACUGUUUCAGAAGCAGGAGGAUAUCAGCCCCAGCUCGGAUAAACUCUUCAAGGUCCCUGAGCAGCACACGCUGGAUGGACAUUUAAAAUCCAAGUCGAAGGACCUGUCUCUGGGCCUGUGUGCUGGGAAAGAUAUUUUAGACGACCACACUGAUAUCUGGGGCGCCUGGCAUUCAACACUGAAACCAGGUUUGAGAGAUCAAGGCAUGACAGACUCCUCUGGGAACAUGUAUGAAUGCAGUUCGUCACAAGACAUUUCCUACCAUUCUCAAGGAGGUCUGACUUCUGAGUGGCUAGAAGGCCAUGACUCCACUUCACUCCCCAUGGACAAUGGGAAGCAGCCAGUCAGGAGGACUCAAACCACAGCAGGAGUCCAAGAAUGCAGAUCUCACCCUCCAGUUACCAGGGCCUGCAGCAGCUCCCAGGUGGAGGGGAGCAGAAAGCACUUUCAGAUGAGUUCAGACAAUUUAUACUUGAUGCCUGAGGGGCAUUCAGCUUCAAGCAGCGCCGAGGACAUUCCUCAGAAGAACCUCAACCCAGCCUGUUUAUUGCAGUGCAAACCCAAGCCAGGUUAUACCAAGCAUUGGGACAUCAACAGGAAUGAAAACAGACCUCCACCACCUUACCCAGGCCCCUCGAGGCAAAGCUUAGCAGGUACAAAACAGCAGGAACAGCCCAUUUCCCCAGCACUGCAGGCUGUGGAAAGACUUCCCAAGUAUGAGAAAAGCCCUACGCUCAUUGAGGCCUCAGGCCUGAAGGUUGCAUCCACAGAGCAGCCUAAGCUUAAUGUGGAACAGAUGCCACCCGUUUCCAGGAAUGAAGUAAACAAAGCCUACUCUACUCAGACAGGCAGCCAGAACAACAGGAACAUUGGGGAACAGGACUGGCAGGAGUGGCAGAGAGAACGGUGGCAGAUCUGGGAGCUCUUGUCUGCUGACAAUGCAGAUUCACUGCCAGAAACUCUUGUAUGAAUUCAGCUCAAGCUGCACCGUAUUAUUCUGUCACUUUAAUUAAAAGAAAACACAUUAGGAAA
Molecule: messenger RNA, 2766 nt
Organism: Polyodon spathula (Mississippi paddlefish)
Lineage: Eukaryota; Metazoa; Chordata; Actinopteri; Acipenseriformes; Polyodontidae
Product: rho GTPase-activating protein 6-like
Exons: 13
Coding region: 311-2704 (797 amino acids)
Biological process (GO): signal transduction
Source: RefSeq, a predicted model, not a curated record